Molecule: messenger RNA, 3783 nt
Organism: Paralichthys olivaceus (Japanese flounder)
Lineage: Eukaryota; Metazoa; Chordata; Actinopteri; Pleuronectiformes; Paralichthyidae
Source: RefSeq, a predicted model, not a curated record
GGGUUUGUUGUGCUGGGGUUUUGAGGUUGUGUGUGGACGGGGGGGCGCUGUGUCCUGGCAUGUGACGAGGAGGAGGAGAGGGGGCAGUGAGGCUGAGCAGAGCAGAGUCAGGCAAAACUAGGAUUCGCAGGGGGAUUAUCAGUCAACUAUACCAAUGUGUAUGUGCUAUGGAAGCCAGCUCAACUGCCCGGACUGUGUCUCCCUCCCCCGGGGCUCGGCGAUGUGUCAGCUCGGCCUGUCCGUGAAGGCCCGGGGAUCGCUCCGAUCGAUCGUGGACCUGGCCCGGCCACUCGGAGGACUCGUCCGUUUUAGCCCACCGGCAGUUUCACCCCAGCGAAAACCCUUCUGAACCCCCGGCACUACAGGGAGAGUGGAGCUAUGAUGGCAACGUGACAAGAGGGGAGCCGCUGAGUCAGCUUCAACAGGAACCAUGGAAGAGUUUCAGCAAACUGUUACCGGGCAGCAUGACGGGGUGAACGGUUACUGCGAGCCCAAAUCCCCCCAGGACGCUGCCGAUGUCAGGAGAAUGUCACCGAAGAGAGAGCCUGGUGCUUGGGAGAGCUGUGGGGGGACAAGUUUGUCGAAGCUGACAGACGUCCAAGAGUUGAAGGCCAGGGAAAGUGAGGAUGAGGAGGACAGGGAGGAGAAGGAGGUAGUCCCCAUCUCUAAAGGCCUGAAAGGGGACCAGAAGAGCAGAGAGAAGGAGCCUCUCGAUCAGGAAGAGAACAAUCAUAGCAAGCAAAACAGCAGUGCAGCGUCCAGCUACACAGACCUGUCCCAUACCUCGUCACCCUCGCUGUCAGAGCAGCUGCGUCUUGGACGCGAAGACAACACAGGGUCAGGGAUCAGCGUGGAGUGUAAGGUCUGUGGGGACAAGGCCUCUGGCUUCCACUAUGGCGUACACGCCUGUGAGGGUUGCAAGGGCUUUUUCCGGCGAACUGUGAGGAUGAAACUCGAAUACGAUCGCUGUGAGCGUUCCUGCAAGAUUCUAAAGAAGAACCGCAACAAGUGCCAAUAUUGUCGCUUCCAGAAGUGCCUGUCUUUGGGAAUGUCCCAUGAUGCGAUCCGAUACGGACGUAUGCCUGAGGCGGAGAGGAAGAAGCUGGUGGCUGGCCUGCUUGCAGAGGAAGUGAAUGUUAGCAAACCAGGUGGCUCUGACCUGAAGACCUUGGCCAAACAAGUCAAUGCAGCCUACCUGAAGAACCUCAGUAUGACCAAGAAGAGGGCCCGCAGCAUCCUGACAGGCAAAACCAGCAGCACCUCGCCAUUUGUGAUCUACGAUGUGGACACACUCUGGAAGGCAGAAAGUGGUUUGGUGUGGAGCCAGUUACUUCCAGGUGCGCCCCUGACCAAGGAGAUUGGGGUCCAUGUGUUCUACCGCUGUCAGUGUACUACGGUGGAGACUGUGCGAGAGCUCACUGAGUUUGCCAAGUCCAUUCCAGGGUUUGUGGACCUCUUCCUUAAUGACCAGGUAACUUUGCUGAAGUAUGGUGUGCAUGAGGCUAUUUUUGCCAUGUUGCCGUCUCUCAUGAACAAAGAUGGACUGUUGGUGGCCAACGGUAAAGGCUUCGUCACCAGGGAGUUCCUGCGAAGCCUAAGAAAGCCCUUCAGUGAGAUCAUGGAGCCCAAAUUUGAGUUUGCUGUCAAAUUUAAUGCUCUGGAGCUGGAUGACAGUGACCUGGCCCUGUUUGUUGCUGCCAUUAUUCUCUGUGGAGAUCGUCCCGGGCUAAUGAACGUGAAGCAAGUGGAGCAGAGUCAGGACAACAUCCUCCAGGCUCUGGACCUCCAUCUCCAAGCAAACCACUCUGACUCCGUCUACCUCUUCCCCAAGCUGCUGCAGAAGAUGGCCGACCUCCGUCAGCUGGUUACUGAGAACGCUCUGCUUGUCCAAAAGAUUAAAAAGACUGAGUCUGAGACCUCGCUCCACCCUUUACUACAGGAGAUCUACAAAGACAUGUAUUAGUGUUCUUCAGCACAGACUGCUUUCAGCAAUACUGUUACAGACUAAAAUUUGACAUUUGAAAUAAUACACUGCAUUCAGUACAAGCACUGUUCCACAUUCGGGCUUGGAUUUUAUCAUGUGCAGAUGAGACAGUCGAAUGGUAGAGUUAACACAAUCAGCAAAGUCUUCGAAAUGUCAGCGUUACCUUCACAGGAGUGUGUGCGUGUGUGUGUGUGUGCGUGCAAGAGAUAGAGAGAGAGAGAGAUGAACAUCUGGAAUCAUUUGCUGCAAGUCCAAGUUUCCCACAACGUUCACUUAACAUGAGAAUGAUAUGUUUUCUCACCAAAGCUGCUCCUAUUUCAUCCUAAUAGCAAAGCUGACCCCAGAGCAGUGUCUAGAGAGAGCUUCUCCUUGCUCACCACGGCUCUGAGCUUUGCCGUAAAGGGAAAGCAUUUCAUGUUCUUUCACCAAUGGCUCAGCUGCAAAAGAAAAGAGCCAUCAGUUUGUACUUUGCAAGAGUUUCUUACGAUGCCAAUGUCUUUGGUAAGAGUGAUUGUCGCCUAACUUAGGGUGAAACUGAAGAUGCACAAAUUGGUUUUAUGUUUACAUCAUUAUCAUCAUCAAUGACUUCUUCCUUUGCCAUUUGGUUUGUAAAACACAAACUGGGCUGGCUCCAGCAGUGUAGAGCUCUCUCAUUGCAGCUGUCUGUGCAAUACAAUUUCAAUUUUUUCAAUAAAUGUGGAGAUCCAAGUUCUGUUAGCUUUUGUCUUAAAGCCAUCUACCCAAGUGGUAACUAAUGGACUAUGCUGCACAGAUUUACUUUCUGAAGCUGACACUAUAAACACGUGACCCGCUGAAGUACAAGGGACAACAAGUUUGUUCUUCUUUUUUUUUCUUUUUUUUUUUCUCGAACAUGCAAACCAUCAUGAACUUGCUGUUUAAAGGUUUUUGUUCGUUCAUUUGUAAUUAUGUUACUAAUUAUUUGUAAUUUUUGAUCACAAAACCUGAAUUAUCUUUGUUUUAUGUAUUAAUUAUGUCUUCUUUCAUUUUACAUGCCUGCCUAUUUAGUUUAGGUUGUACCAAAUAUAUCAUCAAGCAUACCAACACAUUUUUUUUCUCCUUGAUGGAUUUGACGCCUUAGCAGGAUUGAUCUUAAACCAGCAUAUUAUUCUGUGAUAGUAUUGGCAAAAAAAUUGACGAUAAGAAAUCAAUCAGCAUCCAAGUAUAAUUUGUUUUUGUUUGCCUAAGAUUCACAAACAGUUCUAGAUUACAACUCUGUCUGUGUCCAAUCUGAUUUGUCUUGUUAGAGAGGCACAAAGUGUAACAGCCUUACAAAACUGUUUCCAGGAUUCAUAGUUUUUUUUCUGUUUUUUUCCCCAAUACUUUGUCAGACUUAUUUUUGUGCUGUACUUAUUCUGAGUGGACUCAAGUACGUCAGCAGCAGUGCACACAGACUCCACCUUCAGAAUCCUCUUCCUGUGCUAUUAUUCUGUCUUGAUCCCUAUAUCUACCUCUAAUGUAUGAUCUGUGAUGACAUUCUUCCACUGUCUCAUCCAAUAUCUGACAAUUUUCUAAUGACUAUAUUUUUUUUUUUGCCUUAAUUCCUGCUUUUUGGUACACAUUGCAAAAUUGAUUUUAUUGGCUGAUGUGGAUGGAUAAAAAAUGAGAAAGUACACCAAAAAAAGUGGUAAGCUACCUCUAUGUCUGUGUAAGUGAUGGAUGGAACAGAUGUGUUGAAGUGUGAAUACUUGAAAUGAUUUUCAUCCUUAUCAUCACAUGUAACCUACCUGCAGAUGUAGUGUAGUUUACAUCUCACCUAUAAACUUGAUUAGAAAUGCUGA